AUGGCGCCGUUGUGGUAUACUGCCAGUAGUGCACUGCUCCUAUCAGUCACUGCUGCGGCAUGGCCCUACUCCACCUACAAGUCGAUUGACUUCCAACCUCCCACUCUCCAGAUCAAUCAGACCGGCCCAACUGAUCCGGGAUUGAUUUUCCUCGGUCCUCGUGGAGGCGUGCAGCCUGCCGGCCAGGCCGCACUAAUCUACGACAAUGCGGGCAACUUGGUCUAUGAAGGCCCGGAGGAGGUCACCUCCAAUUUCAUGGUACAGAAGCUGAAUGGGUCCGAUGUGAUCACUUUCUGGGCUGGUGACAUGAUGGACAUCGGCUAUGGAUAUGGCUCCGUCCAUAUCCUUGACAAUACCUACCAGGAAAUCCACACCGUUACUUUGACAGGAAACUUCGUUACCCCGGACAAUUCAACCAAGACUUCGUACAUUGAUUUGCAUGAAAGCAAGAUCACCCCAAACAACACGCUUCUGGUCACCGCGUACAAUGUCACCCAGCAUGACCUGACUUCGAUUGGCGGUACAUCAUCGGAAUGGAUGCUGGACAGCCAUUUCUACGAAAUAGACAUCGCCACCAAUGAGAUUGUCAGCUCGUGGAGUGCACUUGACCAUGAAGAUGACAUUCCUUUGACCUCAUCUCACCAGAAGCUAGGCGGGACCGCUGGUACUCAGGAGAACCCUUAUGAUGCCUAUCACAUCAACGCCAUUACCCCUACCAACAAUGGUCACCUGGUCUCCCUUCGUCAUAUGUGGUCUGGAUAUUAUCUCUCUGAGAACGGAACUGUUAUGUGGCAAGUGAGCGGCGACACUGGCGCUGACUUCACUCAAGUGGGCAAUGCAAACUUCUCGUGGCAGCAUGAUAUCCGGGUCUUCAACGAGACUGAUGAGGGCAUGGUCCUGACCUUAUUCAACAACGCCAACACUCCGACAAACAGCGAGAGCCCUACCACUGGUGUCAGCCUGGCUAUCGAUCUCGUCAAGAAGACAGUCACUGGUCUCCGAUCACUGAGCGAUCACAAUGACCCCAUCCACUCCGUCAGCCAGGGCAGUUACCAGGUUCUCAAUGAGCAAGGCGGCCACGUCCUCAUGGCCUACGGCUCCAUCUCCAAGGUCAAGGAAUAUGACGGUGCUGGAAAUGUCGUCUUCAGUGGCAUGUUCGGUCCGAACAAUGCCGUUGCCUCAUACCGUGGCUACCGCUUCCAGUGGAGUGCUGUCCCCUUCUGGAAGCCUUCGCUGAAUGUUACCCGUACCUCCACCGGUGCCACCGUCUACAUGAGCUGGAAUGGUGCUACUGAGUAUGACACUUGGGCUGUCUACUCGGCUUCUUCGGAGAACUCAACCAACAACCAGCAGAUCGCAUCGGGCAAGCGCACUGGUUUCGAGACUGCCAUUAACGUGACCAAUUUGACCACCAACUACAUCCAGGUAGCCGCUCUCCAGGGCAACAAUGUUCUUGGUACCUCGGAUAUAGUCUCUUUCUAG
Penicillium longicatenatum is the source of this 1482-nucleotide messenger RNA. Its product is annotated as arylsulfotransferase family protein. Lineage: Eukaryota; Fungi; Ascomycota; Eurotiomycetes; Eurotiales; Aspergillaceae. The transcript has a single exon. The coding region runs from base 1 to 1482 and encodes 493 amino acids. The record is from RefSeq and is a predicted model, not a curated record.